AUGUCAUACGACGAGCAGGAUCAGACAGCCGAGGUGAUCGAGGAUUACCAGAGCGCCUUGGAUGGCUUGACCAUGAACUCUCGGUUCGAAAUCACGAACCUGACCCAGAUUGCAAGAGACUUGACCAACUAUGCCUUCCCAAUCGCAGAGACUCUGGAGCAGCACAUUAAGAAAAGGAAGCUCCCAGCCAUGUACGUCUUGGACUCCAUCGUCAAGAAUAUUGGCACCCCUUACACCUUGUUCUUCGGCAAGAAUCUAUACUCGACAUUCAUGGACUCGUAUGCCUCAGUCAACGACAACACACGCAGGAAAAUGGAGGAGAUGUUGAAGACUUGGAAAGAGCCCGUCCCUGGGUCCAUUGACAAGAACCCUGUCUUCCCUCCUGAUGUGGUGCGCCCCAUCGAGAACGCCUUGAUUAAGGCCAGGACUUCGGCUCUCCAGGCUCAUCAGGAGCAAAUGCGCACCCAACACCAGCUUUUUGGCAGAGGGGGACGACCUGUUGUUGCACCCCAUCGAAACACGCCAACCCCUCCGAAUGCCCGCCAGCAGUUCAAUCAGCCCCAACCGCCUCACGCUGGGAUCAAUGGCCAUCGACCUGAAUCAGCCCUCGGCCAGCCAGCAUACCCACAGCAUCCACCUGCCCAAUACCCAGGGUCAACACCGCAACCACACAUGUCAACCCCGGCCGCUGCGCCUUUCCAGCCACCACCUUUUGGUUCUUACGGUGCCCCUGCUGCUCAACCUGGAAUAAGCAUAGAUUCCUUGAUUAAUGAAAUCGAGCAACUCGUUGUUGCCGCCAGGGCUGAACUUGGGAGGUCGCCAUAUGAUACUAGUAUACAGACGGAGCUGAAGGCGCUGUUGGAUCUGCAGACGGUUCUGAAGACUCGCGGGGCAAUGCUGUCGCAAGAGCAGUUGGUGCCUGUGAAGACUCAAGUAGCUAAUCUUGCUGUAAAAUACCGGGCCUCAAAUGCCCACCAGACUGUCACUCCUACACCACCCAUCCACGGACCCCCAUACCAUGCCCCUAUGCAGCAUCCGCCGCAACAAAUAGCACCAGUAGCCCCUGCGCCGCCUGCUUCGGCUCCACCAGCUCCUGUGUCUCUUGACGCACUGCUUGGUAAGGGUGCUCUGGCUGCGUUGCUGAGCCGACGGUCUGCCACACCUCAAGUCCCAACACCUCAACCGCAACCGGCAACUGUUGCUGCUCUGCGGUCUCCUACUCUACCAAAGGCUGAGCCGCAGAAGCCCGCCACUCCUGAUCCGAUGGCAUUGUUGGGUGCGCUGCGUGGUGUCGGUCUCAUACCUCCCACGCCACAGUCCGGCGGAACGCCCCUGAGCAAACCACUUGGGCCUCCACCACCCACUGCAGCAGCCGCCAAUACGGCUUCUGUCACGACACCUACUCCUGCGGCUGGAGGAAUUUCAUUACCACCAAACCUUGCCAGCAUUCUUGCGUCGGCCCGCAACCUUGCUGCAUCGUCAGCACCGCCGCCAGUCGUUAUCACGAGUGGUGACAUUAGUUUGACGACAUCUUCACUGAAACAAUUCCGACCCCAUCUUGUCCCCACCAUAUACGAGGCAUUGGGCCCUCCAUGUACCCAGUGUGGGAGACGCUUCAAAACCGACGAGGAGGGAAGGAAGAAGAAGACCGCUCACAUGGACUGGCACUUCCGAGUACAUCAAAGGAUCGUCGAGGCAGAGAAGAGGGGUCAGCACCGCAGUUGGUAUGUGGAUCAGGCGGACUGGAUAAAAUCCAGAGAGACAGUCGACGACAACCAAGCCGAUGCCGACGCCGAUGCAGCCAACAACGCGGCCGCCUCCUCAGCCGCUAAGUCUUCCGGCCCGAAGAUACAGUACAUCCCUGUGCCGGAGGACGGAGACAACACUAAUACAGUCUGCCCCAUCUGCCAAGAGAAGUUUGUCACCAAGUGGCUCGAUGAGGCACAGGAGUGGGUGUGGACGGACGCCGCGCGAGUGGGCGGUCGGGCCUACCAUGCGAGCUGCUAUGCGGAGGUGACCAAGGAUGGGGGCAACACGCCCAUGUACGGCGGCGGCGGUGCCAGAUCGACGCCUGACCAUGUCCUGGGGAAGAGGAAGGCUGAGGGUGAGAUGGGAAAUAUCCGGGGAGGCCGACUCAAGAUGGACACAUGA
Molecule: messenger RNA, 2151 nt
Organism: Diaporthe amygdali
Lineage: Eukaryota; Fungi; Ascomycota; Sordariomycetes; Diaporthales; Diaporthaceae
Exons: 6
Coding region: 1-2151 (716 amino acids)
Biological process (GO): termination of RNA polymerase II transcription
Cellular component (GO): cytoplasm; mRNA cleavage factor complex
Molecular function (GO): mRNA binding; RNA polymerase II complex binding
Source: RefSeq, a predicted model, not a curated record